AUGACGGCCGACAAAGCAAAGCGUAUUGGCUUUAUUGGCCUUGAAAACAUGGGCCUCUGGAUGGCAACCAACUUGGCCGAAAAACUGCCGGUCAAUUCGAAGCUUUACGUCUUCGAUAUUGUCACAGCUCUCAUGCAUGAUGUUUGUGCGAAGUAUCCAGAGAAGGCCCUGGCAUGCUCUGGCCCAAAGGACGUUGCAGAGAAAUCGGACAUCAUCAUUACCAUGCUUCCUGAAGGAAAACAUGUCAAGGAAGUUUACAUGGGACGGAAUGGAAUCUGCUCUAGCGACGUCAACAAUAAGCUUCUGGUCGAUUGCUCUACUAUUGACACCGCAAGUUUCCUAGAAGUCAAGGACCACAUCACAAAGCACUUCCCUUCUGCCUCAAUUUACGAUGCCCCCGUCAGUGGCGGUGUGAUCGGAGCGAAGAAAGGAACAAUCGCGUUCUUCCUCGGCUGCGCCAAAGAAAACACUGAGAUCGACAAACUGAAGCAACUAUUAGGUCUCAUGGGUGAAGAAGUCAUCCCAUGCGGUUGUCCCUCGCUCGGACUGGCAGCAAAGCUUUCCAACAACUACUUGUCCGGCAUCAUCGCCAUCGCCUGCUCGGAGGCGAUGGACAUGGGCAUGAGAUCCGGACUGGACCCGCGAGUCCUCUCCCAGGUCUUUGCGGCAGGCACUGCCCAAAACACCAUUUGUGAUCGGUUCAACCCAGUGCCCGGGGUGUAUGCCGAUGCGCCGUCUUCGAAUGGGUACCAGAAUGGAUUCAAAGUCCAGCUUAUGAAGAAGGACUUCUCGCUGGCUCUGGAUAUGGCUCGACGCGUGGGGUCGACUAACGUGCUUGGAGAUGUUGGACUGGAGACAUACAGAGGUGCUAGCGAGGAUGAGCGGUGCAGGGAUUUGGACUCGCGAAUCGUGUUCCGGUACUUGGGUGGGAAUGAGAAUUGGCAGGUUGAACGCUGA
Penicillium bovifimosum is the source of this 957-nucleotide messenger RNA. Its product is annotated as putative 3-hydroxyisobutyrate dehydrogenase. The record is from RefSeq and is a predicted model, not a curated record. Gene Ontology annotation, cellular component: mitochondrion. Gene Ontology annotation, molecular function: 3-hydroxyisobutyrate dehydrogenase activity; NAD binding; NADP binding. Gene Ontology annotation, biological process: L-valine catabolic process. NCBI's taxonomy places the organism in Eukaryota, Fungi, Ascomycota, Eurotiomycetes, Eurotiales, Aspergillaceae. Bases 1 to 957 code for a protein of 318 amino acids. The transcript has 2 exons.